AAUAUCAGCCUCUACUAGUUGUACAGUUCUCUCUUAUUUGAUACCAGAGAGCCCAAUGGAGUCUUCUGAAGAACCUAGUCAGAUUAGCAAAGAUAACUUUUUAGAAGUUCCUAAUUUGUCUGAUUCUCUUUCUGAAGAUGAAGAAGUUAAAGCUACCUUCAAACCUGGUUUCUCCCCUCAACCUAGUAGACGAGGUUCUGAUUCUUCUGAAGAUAUGUACCUGGGCACUCCGUCUUCAGGUACAAGAAGAGUUUCAUUCGCUGACACCUUUGGAUUCAAUCUUGUGUCUGUCAAAGAAUUUGAUUGCUGGGAUUUACCGAGUGUUUCAACCAGUUUUGACUUAAGGAAGGACAUUUUCCACACAGAAGAAUAUGUUUUAUCUCCACUCUUUGAGUUGCCUUCUUCAAAAGAAGAUCUUAUGCAGCAACUUCAAGUACAGAAAGCAAUACUGGAGUCAACUGAGUAUCCUCCUGGGUCUACGAGUAUGAAGGGCAUUAUUCGAGUUUUGAAUAUUUCUUUUGAGAAGUUAGUAUAUGUGAGAAUGUCCUUGGAUGACUGGCAGACACAUUAUGACAUUCUAGCAGAAUAUGUCCCAAAUUCAUGUGAUGGUGAAACUGAUCAGUUCUCCUUUAAGAUUUUAUUGGUUCCCCCUUACCAAAAAGAUGGCAGUAAAGUUGAGUUUUGUAUACGUUACGAAACUUCUGUUGGUACGUUUUGGUCAAAUAAUAAUGGCACAAAUUAUAUACUGAUUUGUCAAAAGAAAGAACAAGAGCUGGAGCCUGUAAAACCACGGGAAGACGUUCCUAAUAGACAAAUAAAAGGCUGCUUGAAGGUAAAAUCAAGUAAAGAAGAAUCAUUAUUGACAUCAGAUGAGAAUGACUUUGAGAAUUCAAAGAUUACAGAUACCUACAUCCCAACAAUUGUUUGUUCCCAUGAAGACAAGGAAGACUCAGAAACCAGUAAUCAAAAUGUAAAAGACGUAAACAGGGAACAUGAUGAACAUAAUGAAAUAGAAUUAGAGUUGAUGAUAAAUCAAUGCUUAAUAAGAAGUACAGCUUCCAGAGAUGAAAAGAAUACAUUUGCGAUAGAUCCGGUCAAUUUUCCAAAUAGAGCUGAGGGGUUAGAGAAGAAGCAAAUCCAUGGUGAAGUGUACACUGACAUGUUUAAAAGGCCUUUGUCUCCAAGUUCAUCAGCAGAAAGCUCCUUCAAGGGAGAUUUUUACUUCAAUGAAAAAUACUCCUCAGGAAGUAAGUGUAGUCAUCAACCUUCAGAGAAAAUUACUCCAGAUAUAGGAGAAAUCAAGCCACCAUUGGGAGAUACUAGUAGUGAUGAAUUAGUGCAAUUACACACGGGCAGCAGAGAAGUACUGGAUGAUAAUGCUAAUCCAGCCCAUGCGAGAGGCAGAGUGCAAAUAUCUUGUCCCUCCUCAGAUCAACUAGUCACAGAGAAUCUCAAUAAAAAACAUGAAGGAGGAGCUGAGAAAAUUGAAGUGAAAGAUUGGGAAUGUUUAAGAAGAGGUUUCUGUUUGGAUUUCUAUUCAGAAGAAUCAGUAGGAAAGGGAUCUUCUAAGAAAGAUCAUGGCAAUGGUAAGACUGAGGAGGGGGAGCAAAGAACACAUUCAGGUGUUAACGAAAAACAAAGCAAAAAUUUUCAUUCAGUCGUACAUGACCAAGAAAGGAAGCAGGGCCACUCUGAAAUAAGUAUGGAAGGGACCGGACCUGGUAACAGAGACCUAGCCGUUCGGCUGAGUAAAGACACCACAAUUCCCGACCAGACAAUCAGAGCAGAUACGUUUCAUUCACCAAGGAUAAGUCUAAAUCGGGAAGAAGCUGGGUUAACAACUCCAGAGCAUGGUCUCUCGACUAGUGACGGCACCACUUUUGGAGGGAUGCCUGAUCAGGUUUGUUCACGAAGAAAUGGACAAGUUUUGAGGAAUGAUUGUCUUUUCCAAGUUGAAGAAGAAAAAUCAGGUGGGAUUAAUCCUGAAGAUCAGAAUAAGAACGCACAACAUAAACAAAGUUGGAAUGUUCUGGAAAGUCAGAGAAAAGCGAGAGAGAGCAAGACAAAUAGAACAGAACAGAUCAAGGAACAAGCAGAUUGUGAAGACGUGUGGGGAAAGAGAGAUAAUACAAGGAGUUUGAAAGCUACUCCUACGGAAGAAUUGUUUACCUGCCAAGAAACAGUGAGCUGUGAACUGUCUUCUCUAGCUGAUCAUGGUGUUACUGAGAGAGCAGAAGCAGGUACAGCUUAUAUAAUUAAGACAACAUCAGAAAGUACUCUAGAAAGCAUGUCUGCUAGAGAAAAAGCAAUAAUUGCUAAGCUACCUCAAGAGACAGCGCGAAGUGACAGGCCCAUCGAGGUAAAGGCAACAGCGUUUGAUCCACAUGAAGGGAGAAAUGAUGAUUCACAUUAUACCCUUUGUCAACGAGAUACAGGAGGUGUAAUCUAUGACAAUGAUUUUGAAAAGGAGUCACGUUUGGGUAUUUGUAAUGUACAUGUAGAUGAAACGGAGAAAGAAGAAACCGUAUCUAUGUACAAUCCCAGGAAGACACAUGACAGGAAGAAACGUGGCAUUGGAAAUAUCACAUCUGUAGAAGAAUCCUUACAGGUCAUUACAGGCAAUCAAAAGGCAGCCUCAAAACUGGAUUUACAUUUGGGAAUGUUACCAACAGACAAAAAAACAUUUCCAGAAAACAGAGAUCAUAAACAGGUCCAAGAAUCAUCAAAGAGAAAGGAUCUAGAAGCUGUUAUUCAUUCUGCUUUAAAUUCAGACACUAAUAGAGCUUCUCAGAAUGGCUCUCACGUUUCCAAUCACCAUGCUAAAACCUCGGUGCCAUCUCAUGAACAGGCAAUUGCUGUAGAGAAUAUAAUUACUACCAUGACUCUCCAAUCUAUUUCUACUAAAUCAGAAUAUAAUUGUAAUCCAACAAGUGAAAUCCCGGGUACUGAGAAGCACCCUCAUCCUGGGUCUACACCUGAAGAAGUUUCUAAAAGUUCAGGAGUAGUGACAUCAGGUAAUAGCAGAGAAAGAUUGACAAGCCAGAUUUUUCAACAAGAAGAAUGCAGUGAGGAAAAAUCUCUAUGGCCAAAGAUUUCCGUCAGUGAAGCCGCAGAGAACAUGGAAGAGGCAAGGCAUGGAAAAGAAGGAUUCAACUCUGGACAAUCACCGGGCUCUUCAGGUGACAAGGAAUCCGAGAGCUCUUCUUCUGCUAGUCUCCUUGCCCAGGAAGGUCAAAGUGAAAGCAGUGAAUCUCUGAUUUCGAAAUACACCAACUCUAAAAUACCUUAUUUCCUUUUGUUUCUGAUUUUUCUUGUAACUAUCUACCAGUAUGACCUGAUGAUUGGCUUGGCAUUCUACCUUUUUUCAUUGUACUGGCUAUGCUGGGAAGGGGGGAGACAAAAAGAGUCUGUCAAAAAGAAGUAACCUCACCACUAUUAUUAUUUUCUCUUAAAUGAUAAGCUUUUUAGCCCCAAACAUUUGGAUUGGUGAAAGAGACUAUUCAUUGUUCAAAGACCCAGUGCAGUUUUUCUCUUGAAGGAUCAUUUAAAAAGGAAUGCGUAUGAAGUUUGCUCCUUCAUAUAAGUAAUUAUUCUAUAUAGGACCAUUAUGUUUGGAUCAUUAAAUGCCUAUAUGAAUAUGAGAUCUGAAGCACGUCAAGUUGAAAUUAGGUACAGCUGUUGCUCCUUAGCAGGCUAUGAAGUUGCAAUGCUUCACGUCUCUUCACUACUUAAAGUGCCAUUUCUUGCAUUCAUUUCUUUUGCAGUAAAGCUUCAUUUUUCCCCCCGAGAGUAUUUUUCCCUCUACGGUUAAAAAAAAAAAAAUAGAUAAAACAUGAACAAUGGCAGAGGACUUUUUUUUUUUUUUUUGGUCUUUUGGUAUUGACCAUGAAAUUUGCAUUUAUCACUGUAUCAUUUAUCAGCACGUUUUGAUAGAUCAAAUCUUUCAACUUUGAUUCCAUAUUUUUAAGAACAAUACCCAUGUAUAUUGAAAUGCAUAAACUUAAAGAAAGACCUUGUUUGUUUGAAUACUUUAUACACGGAUCCUUUUUACCUCCUUCACACAUUCAAAGAGCACUCAUAAGCCGAAUCUGACAGAGACUGAAGCAACUGGGAGAUAAUCUUGUAAUCUACAAAAUUUUGUGGGUGGCCCGUCCUUAAGCAAUGUUUUUCUCUUGUAUAAAGAGAAAGCAUAACACAGCUGAACAAUUUUAAUGUCAAUUAUUCAAGAGUCGAGUUUUAAAGUUCUACAAGCAUUGCUUCAGAAUGAAUUUGUACUUAUAAAGCAUAAAGCAUUAAAUGAUAAUAAUAAUUAAAAAAAGAUUUCCAAAUGAACUACUUUACUUGGUAGUAUUUUUUUGUCUUCAAAAAAAUUUUUAAUCGCUUUUGUUAUAAGACAAUGAGUUAUUUCCCAAGGUGCAUAUAGAGAAUGAACAACUAACCACUGGUGAUAGUUAUAAUACCAUUAGGUUAUAUAUCAGGUAAUAACUCAGGCUUUUCUUUCUUUCUUUCUUUCUUAAUUAAUUAAUUAAUUUAUUUGAGAGUGAGUGUGAGUGAGGGAGGGGCAGAUAGAGACAGAGAGAGAGACAGAGAGAGAGAAUCUCAAGCAAGCUCUGCACUGCCAGAGCACAGCCCAAGGCAGGGCUCGAAUUCACAAAACCAUGAAAUCAUGACCUGAAACCAAGGGUGUGACGCUUCACCCACUGAGCCACCCAGGUACCCCGAUUACUCAAGUUUGAAAUAGGCAACUAAGUAGAUCUAGAAAUCUACUCAGGGAGAAAUCAAUAUCCAAUAUAGCAGUGACAUUGGCUGCUGUUAUUAUCUAUGGCUAAGUAUGUGAAAUCAUGGAACUAAUCAUUUUGGUCACAUAAAGGUAAUGCAAAGAUUUUUAUACAAGAUUUCAACAACCAUUUAUUGAAUGACUGCUAGAUGCAAAAAUCCUGUGCUCUGGUCUAUGGCAAAGUACUUCCUUUGAUACCCUGAAUGGCUAAUUUUCCAGAAGGAGGCAUGGGUAUAUAGUUUGAUACUUUUGACUUGGCCAGAAAUAUGGAAGAGAGUCACACUGAGGGAAUCCUUUUGGGUGAUUUCUUUUUCAUAGGAACUUCUUUCCUAGAGCAUGUAACAUUGGUCUUCAAAGAGAAAAUAUAAUCUGUUUAUUUACCUGUAAAGGUAAAUUCAAUGAGUAAAACCUGAUUAUCUCAUCCCACAGUUCUAAGAAACAUGCAUCUAUGGGAAGAAAAAAUGAGAAUGAAGCAUUCAAACUGACUUUAAUGUGGUAGUAAAUCAUUUCCCUAAUUUUCAGUAGAUACACAACUAUUUCCAAAUUCCUAAUUGUGUGCUUGUCUCAAGUCCCAUUGAAACUGAAUGCUUGACCUUAACUUUUUAGUUGAACAAAUACAAACAUCCUGAAGUAGAACUUAUGGCAAAUAUUUGAUUGCUUGAGAAAGCACAUUUUCAAUAAAUACAAGUGGAACACUGUAGGCUGUACCUAGAAUAUUAUCUCUAAAACUGCUAUCCUGAUAAUUUUGUUGACAGGUCUAAAUUACAGUGGAAAUAAGGUUAGUAUUUCUUCAGAUCUUAAUGGCAUGGUUUUUGCAUUCUACCUUUAAGAGUUUCAGUCAAUAUGCCAUAUCUUAUUAAUGCAAAGAAUACUACAUUUCUUUAUGAACACAGGUGCCUGAACUGUAAUUAUUCCCUUAUACAUAAAAGAAUGUAAUUUCUUUUAUCUCUUUUACUUGACUUUUGGUAACAUUAACUUACUAAACCUUCUCAUGCAUAUUUGUAAUAUGACAAUAGAAGUUUGAAAGAAUUUAAAAUAUUUAAUUAUGUAUUUCUCUGCAUGCAAUGAAGAAAUAAUUAGUGAUUUAACUGACUUUCCAAACAUUUAUUAUGAAGAAUUUGAAAUAAAACCAUAAAAGCUUAGGAAAGUAUUGCUAGGUGGAGAGGAAGAUUUUUGCAACCCAUUUUGAUCACAGCAUUAUGAUAAGCAACAGAAGUGGAUCUCAGAAAAAACUGGUAGCCUCUGGUUAAUAAAGAUUCAACUGUGAAUCACCAUGGUAAGGUCAUAUUUAUAAGCAUAGCUGCCCUCACCAUGUCCCCUGCCCCAUCCCACCCGCGAGUAUUGAUUAAGGGCCAAAAGAGGGUGUGGCACGAAAAUAAGCAAAGAGAACUGCACUACACAUCUACUUCCUAAAGUGGCUAAGAAAUGUGAUAAAAUCCCCAUCACCUUUUAUUUUGCUGGGCUUCUAUUAGAAAGAAUAUUCUAAAAAUUAGUUAGCGAGUACAGGUAGUAGAAUCAACGGUCUUAAAAAAAUCGUAUCUGUAUAAGCCAUCAAUAUCCCAAUAGAUUUUUCCGUGUAAAAGGAAAUGAGUCAAUGAUAUGACUCACUCCUCAACAUUCAAGAACAUUGGGUUAAUGCAGUCAUGCUUCCCUGGGGAGUUCUAAUAUUUUGAUAAUGCAACAGUGACUGUCACCAUUUUGUGAGAGAAACAGGAUCAUUUUUGCUUGUUAUCUUAAACCAGUCUGCUGGGUAAAUGGAAAACUUAAAGAUAUCCAGACCAAAUUUGGGGAAAUAAAGAAACUAUUUUUCCCAAAUAGUAUUCGUGGGACUUUCUUAACAAUUUUUUUUGUCUUGAAUAUUAUUUCAUACCACCAGGCUUGCUGCCUUUUGUAUUAGGCUGAGUUUUGCAUAUAAAUAAACCAAAAAAGCAAACAUAGCAGAACAACAAAAAACUAGCAGGAGAAAUAAAUAGCAGGCGGGAGGACUGUCACCCCCAGGCCCAAUUCAUCCACUGGUUUCUGUCAUCAGGGUCUCUGAUCUUUCAAAUUUUUACAGAGUGAAUACAGAAAUUGAACAAUGUAAUGGGGGUUGUCUUUUGUUAUCUGAAUCCCGUUUCAGCCAGUUCUUGUGGAACUGAGAAUGGGGUCAGCUUUGAUUCCACGACAAGGUAUGAAAGAAAUAUUGGGAGGCCAUGCUCCUCCACGGUCUUCAUAGUGGUACCUGUGUGUGAAGAGACCAGCUAACAAAGUUACUUUUAUUUACUUAAAUGAAUUUACUUAUUUUUCUUCCAUUCUGAGAAGCAGUUCAUAAUAAAAAUCAUAGCAACAUAAUCUACUUUUUGUCUUUUAAAAAUAGAUUUGGUCAUUAAUCUGUUGCAAUAACUUUACCCAAACCUCUUUAAAUAGCAAAUUAAAUCUUCACUAGCCGAGCUUCGAAGGAUCAUAUGUUUUUGAGAAAUGUCAUCAUUGUAUUAUGCUAAAAACUUAUUAAACAAAUAACUCCUUAAAAAGUUCA
This is a messenger RNA of Felis catus (domestic cat), 7292 nucleotides long. It is a transcript of the gene PPP1R3A, whose product is annotated as protein phosphatase 1 regulatory subunit 3A. The coding region runs from base 56 to 3424 and encodes 1122 amino acids. Gene Ontology annotation, molecular function: glycogen binding; protein phosphatase 1 binding. Gene Ontology annotation, biological process: regulation of glycogen biosynthetic process. Lineage: Eukaryota; Metazoa; Chordata; Mammalia; Carnivora; Felidae. The record is from RefSeq and is a predicted model, not a curated record. The transcript is spliced from 4 exons. Gene Ontology annotation, cellular component: protein phosphatase type 1 complex.